Falco peregrinus (peregrine falcon) is the source of this 2470-nucleotide messenger RNA. RefSeq names its product Wnt family member 11 (gene WNT11). Gene Ontology annotation, biological process: multicellular organism development; cell fate commitment; neuron differentiation. Bases 198 to 1262 code for a protein of 354 amino acids. The record is from RefSeq and is a predicted model, not a curated record. Gene Ontology annotation, molecular function: cytokine activity; frizzled binding. The transcript has 6 exons. Lineage: Eukaryota; Metazoa; Chordata; Aves; Falconiformes; Falconidae. Gene Ontology annotation, cellular component: extracellular region.
CGGGCCGCCCCGCCAGAGCAGCCCCGGCCCCCGCGCAGCCCCGCCGCGCCCGCGCAGCCCGGGCGGAGGUUGUUCAUCUCUGAGGACGAGCAACACCCAAACUGAAGGGAAAUACAUUGUGCAGAAAAUUAAGAAAACUCCUUUUUUUUUCUUUGGAGAAGCUGAUUUCCUUCAGCAAGUGGGGGACGGUGGAGAAAAUGAAGCUGAGUCCGCAAUUCUUCUUAGCUGGUUUUCUGUCUUUGAUUCUGCAGACGGGACUUUGCUAUGGGAUAAAAUGGAUAGCUCUGUCCAAGACUCCUUCAGCUUUGGCCCUGAAUCAAACCCAGCACUGCAAGCAGCUUGAAGGCUUGGUGGUUUCCCAGGUGCAGCUGUGCCGCAGCAACCUGGAGCUAAUGCAGACCAUCAUCCAGGCGGCACGGGAAGUGAUAAAGACCUGCCGUAAAACUUUCUCAGACAUGCGGUGGAACUGCUCUUCCAUUGAGCUGGCUCCUAACUACCUGCUGGACUUAGAGAGAGGCACAAGGGAGUCAGCAUUUGUGUAUGCCCUUUCUGCUGCUGCCAUCAGCCAUACCAUUGCCAGAGCCUGCACCACCGGGGACCUCCCUGGCUGUUCCUGUGGUCCCAUCCCAGGUGAGACACCUGGACCUGGGUAUCGAUGGGGAGGAUGUGCAGACAACCUCAACUAUGGUCUUAUCAUGGGGUCCAAAUUUUCAGAUGCUCCCAUGAAGAUGAAAAAAUCAGGAUCACAAGCCAAUAAACUGAUGCAUCUGCACAACAGUGAAGUAGGGAGACAGGUCUUGAAAGCCUCUCUUGAAAUGAAAUGUAAGUGCCAUGGAGUUUCUGGGUCAUGCUCUAUCAAGACCUGUUGGAAAGGCCUUCAAGAGCUGCGAGACAUUGCAUUGGACCUCAAAAACAAGUAUUUAUCAGCCACCAAGGUCGUUCACCGGCCCAUGGGCACACGCAAAUACCUCGUGCCAAAGGAUAUUGAUAUCAGGCCGGUUAAAGAGACAGAGCUGAUAUACCUGCAGAGCUCACCCGAUUUCUGCAUGAAGAAUGAAAAAGUGGGGUCACACGGGACCCAGGACAGGCAAUGCAACAAGACCUCCAACGGGAGCGACAGCUGUGACUUGAUGUGCUGUGGCAGAGGCUACAACCCCUACAUGGACAAAGUAGUGGAGCGAUGCCACUGCAAGUACCACUGGUGCUGCUACGUGACCUGUAAAAAGUGCGAGAGGACUGUUGAGAGAUAUGUGUGCAAAUGAAAACCCUCCUCUCUCCACCCGGGAGCUGAGACGCCAGUGGCACCCUAGCACUAUUCAGAGAAGAGAAAACUUUCCCUGACUAGAAGUCAUUUAUCUUGUAAAGACAUGGACUGGAAGAAAGAUGGUAGGAGGGAAAAAAAGCAAUCACACCAGUAAAAAUAAGAUCCUUAAAAAACCCCACCAACAACCCACAAAUGUUUCCCCACGAAUAAAAUGCUCUCUGAGAAGACAAAAACUCAUUUGGGAUGGUAUCUUCUUCCAAAAUAUUUCCUAUAGUUGCCAAUGACGUCCAGCCAUCAAGUGCCUUAGUAUUUUGAGAAACAAAAGUAGAAACUUUUCCCUGGGAAGAAAAGCAACUCUUGUUUGAAAAUAACUAAGGCUCACACCUGCCCAUGCCUUCUAGCACAGGUACUGAGUCUGCAAUAAAAGACUUUCCCAGAAGGAAAAAUGCUACAACUUUCCAGCAAUAACUGCCUUGGUUGCCAAAGACUUAAUUUUUGGCAGGGAAGCAUCUACUUCGGAUGGUAAAGGUGGAAAGAUUUCAGGUCAAUCACCUGAAAUGAACAACUCAUUUUAACCUUUCUUUUAUGCAGGUCUGCGACUUUGAAGUUACUGCUGCAGCUGUCCUUGAUUUGUCCAGGCUCGAUGGGGUUUCAAAUUCAGCUGUGCAAAAUGUCCCCUGAGAUCCUGAAGGCAGUGAGAACAGGGUACCCUGAGGAGGACUUUAUGGGGUCAAUGAGAUAGUAGUGGAGCCGUUAGGAUAAAAUAACAAAGUGAAGUCAAAAUCCAGUAGGAAAGUAUAAAAAACCCAAACAGCUCCUGCUCUCUUUCUCUCUUGCUGUUUGGGGGUGAUGCCCUUAGUCACCAGUGUUCUACCACAUUGGGCCAUCGAGUCCUUAGGGAAAUAUGCCGCUGCCUCUUUUACCCCGGUAAAACCGUUGAUGCAGCCCCAAGCAACUGCAGAGAGCGGCGCAGGUCCAGUCCCGGCUGCAGGUAGUGCAGCCAUGCAGGGCAGCAGCUAUUCCCAGCAGAAGGGAAUGGGAAUGUGUCAGUCCUUCACGUGGCCCUGCCCUGACUCAGCAGAGAACCACUAUCUGUGGCUGUACAUACUUUCUCUUGUAUGCGGACGUACAGAAAUAUUUAUAUCUCAAGCUUUCAUCUACUCUACUUCCUACAUAAAUAUAUCUAUAUAUUAUAAACAAGCAUUA